Fonsecaea multimorphosa CBS 102226 is the source of this 1404-nucleotide messenger RNA. RefSeq lists its product as uncharacterized. Lineage: Eukaryota; Fungi; Ascomycota; Eurotiomycetes; Chaetothyriales; Herpotrichiellaceae. Bases 1 to 1404 code for a protein of 467 amino acids. The record is from RefSeq and is a predicted model, not a curated record. The transcript has a single exon.
AUGGCAAAUACCGCAAAGUUGAUGACGAAGUGCCGAAUGUCGCCUCUCGACUUCCUAGAGUAUUGCAUUGAGGAAUAUAACAUCAACGACGGUGAGCUUGUGUUGCCUCAGAAUGCUUCGCAGCAGCCACGUCGAAGGGUCCUCAGCAUCCUGCUCCGUUGCCGCGGAAUGGCGGGUUUGUCAUCAGUCUGCCUGCCCACUUGCGGCCUGGAUGGCCAAUUGGCCCCGAGGUGCAUCGUCGGCUCGGAUCAAGAUGAAAGGAUAAAGGAAAUAUUGUCAGACCUGGAGGGCUGUACCAGAGAUGUCCUCUUCUACCCAGCGAUAAUUAUUGGCUUCACCCUCACCCGGAGUCUUGAUCUUGAUGCGAACCUAGUGGGCUAUCAACUUGAGCCGGAUGUGAUUGCUCUGUCCAGUCGCCUAGAUAUCGCGAAUGAAGGGCUCCGCAGAUACCUUGAAAGCCGUGGACUUUAUCGAGAACCGGACCAGGACUAUUCGGCCCUAACCGUGGACCUUUACAUGCUACAGCACUUCCUCAGCGAUCUCUACCACUCCCAUCAUGCGAAUAUCGUGCUGGUUCGUAAGCUGAAGAGUAUCUUCAAGUUGUACCAUGACGCAACGCGCUCACGAACUAUAUUCGAGUGUGUCGACGACCUCCUCUGCAGACUGGAAUUACAAAAGGGCUCGUUGGACCACUGUGCCCGGAUCACACAGCACCAAAGCGCAGUCUUGUUCAAUCUCAUCAAUCAACGGGACAGCCGGCUGAAUUUUUCCGUCGCCCGUUCGUCCCGACAGAUUGCCGCCGCCAGCAAGCGGGACAGCUCCGCGAUGAAAACGAUCUCGAUUCUCACCCUCGUCUUUCUUCCCGGAACGUUUGUCUCGUCCGUCUUCUCCACGACAAUCUUUGACUUUACCGCCGAAGCGGAGCCCGGGUACGGAAGAGUGAGUAAAGCGUGGUGGAUCUACCUGUUAUGCAGUCUGCUUCUCACCCUGAUCACGGUUGGUGUGUGGGCAGUCUGGAUGGUGUGGCGACUCAACAAGGCCAUUCACGAGGAGAGGAGGGAGAUGGAAGAGCUGCGGGAACACGAGCACGAGGCUCGGCCUUACGGGUCGAGGGCGCCUCCCACCCGACGACGAUCUCGCGAGUAUCGAGACAGCACUUCCGUCCGAGCUGCGGGAAAUGGCAGCCACCGCAACUCUGAAAGUGGAAGCCGCAGAAGCAGUCGCAUCAGCCUCUCUCGGACGAAUCGGACCGGCCGCACCAGGUCCCCUCGGAGCAACAUCAGUCUGCACAGCCUCCGUGACCCAGGCCUGGACAGCGCCCGAGCUAACGUCAUGAGCGGCAGCAAUCAGACUACGGACGGUGGGUUGGGUGGAAGUCUCCAGAGACCGGGGUCCGGUGCUUGA